Acipenser ruthenus (sterlet) is the source of this 2021-nucleotide messenger RNA. RefSeq names its product myeloid differentiation primary response protein MyD88-like. The coding region runs from base 590 to 1459 and encodes 289 amino acids. Gene Ontology annotation, molecular function: TIR domain binding; Toll-like receptor binding. Gene Ontology annotation, cellular component: plasma membrane. The transcript has 5 exons. Gene Ontology annotation, biological process: innate immune response; defense response to Gram-positive bacterium; Toll signaling pathway. The record is from RefSeq and is a predicted model, not a curated record. NCBI's taxonomy places the organism in Eukaryota, Metazoa, Chordata, Actinopteri, Acipenseriformes, Acipenseridae.
GUUUCUACAGUGGCCAGCCAGGUAUCUCAUCUGACAACACUCCGAGUCAGAAGAUCGUGCUUUCCAGGUUAACCUGACAGCACGCUCGGCCGAGUCUGUGACGUAGCUUCCUUACCUAGUUCCUCUUUCUUUGGUUGUGGGAGCAGUUUCCAGUAAAUGAGAUUGGUGAGCGUCAUACGAGGAAAUAAUACAGCCUCGGAUUGUUUUUACUGUUUUUCUUUAUUUUAUAUAGUGUUCAGUACGUGACCGGCAUCAUCUGGGCUUUUUUCUAAAAGUCAUUUUUCACUUUCCCAGAACUUGUUUUUUGCAGACCGUAGCAAAUCACAAUAGCGGGAUCAAUUUAUGCGCAGGAAACGCGAAGAUAAAUGAAGAAAGAAAAUAAAGGGAAACUGAAGUGCAGACAAUACUGACGUCUGAUGCACACGGGGAACCUUUAAUACGUGUUGUUAUCGUGAUAGGUGGGGGUGGGGGGGAGUGUGUGGACAACCAAGUUUCGGGAUUCCGUGUAGUACGACGUUUUGAUUCUGUUUACAUUGCAUUUUUUUUUUUACUGUUUGAUCUAAUAAUAGCCGUGGUUUUGUUACACACAAUGGCUGUGUCGUGUUGCAGCUCAGCUAUCGACUUUGACAGCAUUCCUUUGACAGCGCUGACUGGCACGGUUAGAAAGAAGCUCGCACUUUAUUUAAACCCGAAGCAGGUGUCCGCAGCGGACUGGACUGCCCUGGCAGAGGCAAUGGGAUUUGAAUACCUGGAAAUCAAAAACUACGAACAGUACCCGAAUCCCACAAAAAUGAUACUGGAGAACUGGGAACGAACGAGCACGCAGGCCACCGUGGGGAAGUUGCUGGAGAUGCUCACAGCAGUGGAACGAGUCGAUGUUAUCUCUGACCUACAGGGGCCUAUUGAGGAAGACUGCAAGAAGUAUCUCAAGAAGCAGCUUCAAGAACAGCCUGUGCAGGUCCCUAAGGUGGACAGCUGUGUGCCAAAGACCCUGGAAAUGAACGGGAUCACUAUCAACGACGACCCCUCGGGUCACAUGCCUGAGCUGUUUGAUGCUUUCAUCUGCUACUGCCACAGGGAUAUCGACUUCGUCCACGAGAUGAUCAGACAGCUGGAGCAGACAGAGCGCAAGCUCAAGCUCUGUGUGUUCGACAGAGACGUGCUCCCUGGGACCUGCGUGUGGAGCAUCACCAGCGAACUCAUAGAAAAGAGGUGUAAGCGGAUGGUGGUGAUCAUUUCAGACGAUUACCUUGACAGUGAUGCAUGUGAUUUCCAGACCAAAUUUGCCCUGAGCCUCUGCCCAGGUGCCCGCUCGAAACGCCUGAUCCCAGUCAAGUACAAGCCCAUGAAAAAGCAGUUCCCCAGCAUCCUGCGGUUCCUGACGCUCUGCGACUACACCAACCCCUGCACCACGUCCUGGUUCUGGGGCCGGCUGGCCAAGGCGCUCUCUCUCCCAUAGAUACCGGGCCGCUGCCUGUCCAUUCGGAGCAGCCAGGCCACUGAGGACAGCAUAGCCAUGGACAUGAAGGGAAAGCCAGCCUUUGUCUGCUUGCGUAUUGGCAGACUGUUCUUAAAACUCUGCUUCGAUACAGGGCUCGUACUGUAGAUGAAGUGUACUGUUGCUGGAGUGUGGUCUAGAGCAGUGGUUCUCAAUCUGUGCUCUGCCGGCUCCCUUCAGGUGGUCUGUGGAAAGGUUAUGUAAUUACAGUUUAUAGAUCCCAUUGCAAACCCAAAACUUGAGACCUUAAAAACUCAGCUAAAGAAGCAGGAAGAACAUGCAUGAGGAUAUUUCCAAGUUAGAAAAACGUCUGCACUCUCCGUCAUGUAUACUUGUGGAGCGUCUAAAGUGUGUUCUUUACCAGAGCCUGUUCAUGUAUUGUGCUCACGUGCACUCACACAGCAGCUUGUAAAGAUAACAUCCGGAAAAAAGAAACUGUAUUAUAUUUACUUCUGCUUUGGAGAAAAAAUAAUCCUUCAAACAAGAUUAUAUUUGUUGUAAACAUUAAACUGGAAGAUUGUAA